Molecule: messenger RNA, 4396 nt
Organism: Trichogramma pretiosum
Lineage: Eukaryota; Metazoa; Arthropoda; Insecta; Hymenoptera; Trichogrammatidae
Product: protein broad-minded-like
Exons: 8
Coding region: 598-4260 (1220 amino acids)
Source: RefSeq, a predicted model, not a curated record
UUAAUUCUGGACCAACAUCAUAUUUAGCCAUAUAUGCGUAAUAGGAACCCGAGACUUUUUUCCUGUAGCUAAAAUGACUCUGCGGCGCAACUACUUUUUGCAGUGAUCAUCAAAAAGCGACGAGAGGUAUCCGUCACACAACUCGCAUACUUACUAUCCACGCACUUCCUCCUGCAUAAAUUUUCCCAAUAGCUAAGAUCGAAGCUGCCUCGUGUUUAGAUGGGCCAUUUGAUGCGCGUUAAAAGAAAUCUGACAGAUGCACAUGAAGUUAAAAUUAAAAUACUUUCUCGUUCAUCGUGUUUGCCUGCUCGAAAGAUCUAUUUUAACUGCUGCCUGGAGCAUCAAAUUCGCCAAGAUGUGGUUCGACCAAUGCAGUAAGUGUCCAACAGUUUUUAAAUUCACACGUGCUCCACUUGUUUAGAGGGUUGCUAUGGCAACAAAAUUCAAAACAGAAAUUGACGUCUGCACGAAACUCCCAGUGCUGUGCGUUAUGAAAAUAAGCUCAGUGACUCGUGCGAGCGAUAAACAAGCGUACAAUUGUUUAAUGUAAAAUGCUUCAAAGCGAGUGAAUCGUUUAUUUUGUCGCGAUCGUUUACGAUGGAGAGCCAUUUGUCUCCUGGGUUCAAAAAAUGGAUGAAAAAGUGUCUGAGUGACGAGUUUUCCAAUGCCAUCGAGAACCACUUGAGUCGCGAGCUCGAGCCCUACGACGUGGCGCAAAAAGUCAUCAACUCUCCGCAGAUGACGGAGCUCGGCCAUGCACUCAGGGCGUCGUUCAUCGAACAAAUCGAAGGGUCGAAAAAAUUAUCAUCAAGCCAAGGAAACUCAGCGGGCGUUACCGCCGAAUGUAAUGAAACGACAAUCGUUGCCGUCGCUGCUCCAGAAUCCUCGUGGCCUCAAACAUCUCUCUCGUUCGUGAGCGACUUAUCCUGCGACGAUUGGUCGCUGCUUAGGCAAGAUUACGGCAGUGGCGGCGGCGGAGACAGCGUCGGCGAAAUCAGACAGAUCGUCGAUCGCAUGAGCUCCGAGCGUCCGGAUCACGUGCGGCUGUCCGGCUACGAGGCUCUGCUAGAGAAUCCGGAGCUGCUGCUGGCGGCGCAGUCGUCGAGUGGCGGCGGCGGUGGCUCGGGCGACUGCUGGCCGGCCCUGCUGAAGACGCUGCGCGACGGCAUAGUCGAGGGCGGCAGAUCGGUGUUCGAGGCGAGUCUGCGAGCUCACGCGAAGCUCAUGACGAACUGGGCCCGAUUCGGCGAGACCUACGCGAAUCUGCUGAGCUGCUUCGAGCGGCUGAGUCGGGCCGCGAGGCCCUUCGAGGCGCUGCCGAGUCAGCUGAGCGGCCUCAACUUCAAGAUCUUCCUGCACGAGAAGCUGCUGCGAGUGCUGAGGCUGGCGAUAGACCAGCAGGAGGAGCUGAUCAAGACGACGCGGCCGAGCGACAACCGAGCGAGCGAGGAGGCCAUCGAGCGCUUCGUGGAUCGGCUCGGCGACGGCGGCCAAACUCAAGCGGGCUCCUCAGCGAGCCGGAGCCAGCUCAGCCCUCUCCAGCUGUUGGCCGUGCUGGAGCCCCGGGCGGCCUGGUCGCGCCGCUGGAUGCACAGCUCGCUGACGCGCAAGAUGCUCUGCGGGGCGAUCGGCAAAUCGGCGAGCUUCCUGCCGGCCCUGCUCAGCCAGGCCAAGCGCGGCCUCGAGCAGCCGCCUCGGGGCGUCUCGGUGCUCCUGAACGACGAGUGCCUGCCCGCGGAGGCCUUCGUGUCCGGCGACUCGGUCGAGACGCUGGCCUUCCUGCACAGCCUCGGGCUGCUGGUCCAGCUGUGCCGCCACUCGAUCGGCCGCGAGCUGCUGCGCGACAAUCUCGACGAGGCGAGCUUCGCCGGCCCGGCGGACCUCGCGCUCUCGCUGCUGGCCUGCCUGAACAAGCUGGCGAGCUCGGCGGCGAGCGACUCCAACGGCAUCUACGAGGCGCUGCGCUCCGACCUGAGCCAGUUGCUCGGCAGCUCGGCCGUGCCGCCGCUCUACGACGCGCGCCUCUACCCGGCGACGCUGAGGCCCCUCGUGGCUCCUCCCCGGGCCGACCCGACUCGCCGACUCUGGCCGCAUAGCCUCGACGUGCUGCGACGCAUGCUCGACGCGACCGACGGCCCGAGCUUCCUCGUGAGCGAUCAUCGCGAUGCGUCGGCGAGAAACGACAGGAGCGACGAUUGCCCGGCCCCCGUCGUCGCCAUCCUCGCCUACGCUUCCAACGUGCUGCGCCAGCCGCUCGCGCUUCUCGCCAUCGAGCACGUGCUGCAUCUCUUCGGCUUCCUCGAGCAGCUCUUCCAGCUCAACGAGAUUUUCUACGUCGUCGAGGAGAUCCUGCGGGAGAGCUUCUAUCCUGGCGCGACCUACGUCUUCGGCAAAUUGGACAAGUACUACGUGGAGAACGAGAACAAGACUCAACUGCUCGAGAAAGCUCUGCGAUCGAUGCUGCUGAGCAUCGCCUCGAUACCCCUGGGCCUGCAGAUGCUCUCGAACGAGCCCCUGGUCUUCGAGGAACUGAUUCGCGGCUCCAUAGCGCCGCUGCGCGCCUCCUGGAGCGCCUACGAUCGGGUGGCCUUCGUGGCCAACUCGGGCUUUCUGGCCCGCGGCGUCGACGUGCUGCUCGAGCUCUCGCCCCACGUCAUGUCGACGCUGCUCCUCGAGCUCGCCAACCUCUUCCAAGAUCCGCUCCUGUUUUACGAUCCCUGGGAGCAUCGCCAUAUUCGAGUCUUUCUACACGUGCUCGCCAUUUUUUCCAUCAACACCAACUGCUUUGUCGCUUUUAUGACAAGCGAGAAUAACUGCAACAAAGAAGACGGUCAAGACGAUCCCACCAACUUGUACGAGUUUUUUCAGCAUUUUAUGGACAUUGACUCGGUCUAUCACCAGCUGGGCCUCAUGUCGCUUAAAACUAUCAUUUGGAAUUUGGACCUAUAUUUGUACAUGCUCAAUUUAUUGAAUUUCCAAGAAAAACUGUUGAAGUAUCAAGAGUACAGCCUGAUGAGUCAGGAAGAGGGUGCCGAUCCGGAGAAAGCAGCGGUCUACAUCACCGACGAAUCUUCCCUGCUGCGCCAUCAAAUUUUGCUCAACGGCUACACCGUGCGACUGAGGCGCAGCGAAAUUCUGUCGACGCCCGAAGAGGCGAGACUGUUCUCGACACUGCCACCGCCUCAAGGCUGCUGCAUCGACGACGAACCGAUGAUCGUCGCCGCGACCAAGCACGCCAAUAGAGGCGACCGGAUCGACGAGAACGAAGAGGAGGAGGAGGAGGACGAUAACUCGGAACUCGGACUCUGGCUGCGAGACACCGGACCGGGUUUGCGCGACGAAUUCUGGAUAACUCAAACCCGACGAGCGCACAAGUCCUCGCCCAACGCCAUGAAGCACACAGUUUUUCUGGAGCUGCUGAAUCAAAUGGAGCAGGCGAUACCCACCGUCGAGUGGGUGGAUCGAUUCAAGUGGGAUCCGGAGUUGAGCUGCGACAACGACGAGUACUGGCUGCCGGAGGAGAAACUCGCUUUGCAGCUGGUGCUGCAUUACGGCCACGCGCGAGGCUUCGUCGUCGAGAGCGACGACACUGAAAAGAAUCUGAAAACAUUCAUAAGGUCGACCCAUGACUACAUCAAUUACAACAAAUCUUCGAUCUUCGAGGGUUUCGAUUGGUUCCUGGCCACGAUUUUUCUCGUCUGUAAUGCAGAUCUAGAACGCUCAAAAGCUUUCGUCAAUCAAAUAUUACACUUCCCGUCGGCAAUGUUUUUAUGGCCGGCCUUGGCACAAGUCAUCGACGACAAUAACGAAGAAGAAGCUUCCACUAGACUACUGUUUGCUCACCUCUUGGAAUACAUCGUGGCACUCGAAUUUCCAUCAGCCAAAUUUGCUUUGAAAAGAGAGUGUGGCGUCGCUUGGUGGAUGAUCUGCGACCGACUGUUGACCCAAUUCUUUUGGGGGAUACUGCCUUGGAACGAAAUUAUACACUUUUUUGCCGUUUGCAUUAUGCACCCACCAGAUUUUAUUCUGUAUUAUUGCGUAUCGUUACUUAACCACUGCGAAGCUGAUGUGAUAAAAAGCAUUACGGAAGGAAAAAUGUGGCCUGAAGAAAUGGUUCUGGAGGAUUACAGGUGCCACAGUCAGAUAGGAUUUAUGGAUCGCUUGAGUAAACGACACGGCGGCAAAGUUCUUCCAUCUCUGACUCAGAGAAAAUUUAAUUUUCCAGAGGGUAUUGAGUCCAAAGAGCGAGGAGACGUUUAGUGGCAUGGUCAAGAGCUAAAGAAUUUGGAAUGAAUAUAACAAUUUGUUAAUCUUUUUAUGUAAACUGAGCUCUGGCUCAACCUAUUUUUUGUACAGAUUUACGAAUUAAUUAAAAAACAAACAAUUUCCCAUCCAA